AAAUGUACAUGUGUGUACAGUACAUGUACCGUGCAACCUGACAACUGAGCGUUCGCGUCAUAUGCUGACCUAGUAGAUAAAUGCACACCCACUGCAAAUCCUUUAUCAGUCACGUAGCGGCAAAUACGACCUUUGGGUCACAAUAUUGCAAAAAAUGCACUGACUGUGUUUCCAUUCGUAGAUGGAGUUCCCAGAAUGGAAACGUUUACCUGUUGUCGCCGAAGGUUUAUAUUCUUCGGUUCUAUAGUGGGUGUGCUUGCACUGACCACCAUUCUCACAGCAAGUAACUAUCUUAGACGGACCAGCUGGGCCAGAGCCAAGGAACCUCUUCCCCGCUUGAUGAGUUAUACAUUUAACAACUCAGGUGGACCACACUCGCCACCACACGGUCCAACUGCCCAGCUAUCGCCAGCACCCACGGGUCUCGCCAAGUCAAGGGAAUCCCCCCUGGAUUACGAGUUCGUGAUCGCCCACUAUAACGAGGGACUGGAUUGGCUGAGGCCCAUUGCCAACCGCAGUCACGUGUACCAUAAGGGCAAGGACGAAACCCCGCCCUUCGCGAUCCGGAAGUGGGAAAGGUUGCCCAACGUUGGUCGCGAGGCCCACACCUACCUUUACCACAUCUUGAGCAAUUACGAAAGCCUUGCCGACGUGACCGUCUUCUUGCAAGGGCACGGCUCGCGUCCUGACGUCCCUUUCUGCUAUCCCGAGCCCAUGGAUUUCGUGGUCCAUGCCAAGAAAAAUGUGUUCUGCAUCGAAAGCUUUAAAUACAGCAACUGGAACCGCAUCAAUCACAUUGGGAAAUGGCGAAAGGACUUGGAUGCAGGUCGCAUGCGCAGGGCCAACCUCACGGUGGGAGAGUUCUACAAGACUUUGUUCGGUUCCCCUCAUCCUGAUCAAGUGAUCAGAUGCUCCGUGGGCUGUUUCUCGGCCACCAGGGAAAAUCUCAGGCGGCACCCGCCUGGGUUCUAUCGGACGGCCAUUUCGUUUCUGGAUGACCACAGCAACCCGGAAGAAGGUCAUUAUAUGGAAAGGUUUUGGAAAAUUAUCAUUACACCGGAGUGACAAGUUAUUGAGUUUCAAAAUAGUUUGUCAGAGCUCUGAAGCAGGCUGAAAUGACGCUGCUUGGCAGCAGGAACCUAUGCGUGUCGGCAGGGUUCUCGCCAAGAUUCUCCCGGUGAGAGCAAAUCACUUACAACCAGCAACCGAUAAACCAUUAACGGUGAAGGGGGAGGGGAAGUUAUUUCCGUUGUAUUUUGAAGGAAUUUUGUGGUUUUAAUCCCGAUCCCGUAUUAAUUUUCUACAGCUCUUGGUUUUCCAUUGGCCCUAUUAAAUUUCAGUUGUUCUCCAAGAGGAGACGAUUGUCCUCUUGUUCCCCUUGCUACUCCCAUGCCUUUGUUUCUGCAUACAAUUGGGGACCCUGACCAAUAGAGGACAGUAAGGUCCCAGAUUGACAGAGGGUCCCCGAUUGACAACUGUGUACAAAACAUAUGGGUGGUCUUC
Acanthaster planci (crown-of-thorns starfish) is the source of this 1503-nucleotide messenger RNA. RefSeq lists its product as uncharacterized. NCBI's taxonomy places the organism in Eukaryota, Metazoa, Echinodermata, Asteroidea, Valvatida, Acanthasteridae. The record is from RefSeq and is a predicted model, not a curated record.